Notothenia coriiceps (black rockcod) is the source of this 2314-nucleotide messenger RNA. RefSeq names its product signal-induced proliferation-associated 1-like protein 1. The transcript has 7 exons. Lineage: Eukaryota; Metazoa; Chordata; Actinopteri; Perciformes; Nototheniidae. Gene Ontology annotation, biological process: regulation of small GTPase mediated signal transduction. The record is from RefSeq and is a predicted model, not a curated record. The annotation marks the transcript as partial. Gene Ontology annotation, molecular function: GTPase activator activity. Gene Ontology annotation, cellular component: cytoplasm.
AGUUGGUCCCAUCCAGACUGAAUGGAGUUCUCUUCUUACAUGGUUGCAAUGCAGAUUACUUUUUAGAGACUUCAGCUGUAAAAAGCUUACCAUUAACACACUUCUGUUCAUCAAGCCCCAUCAAGCACCAAAUGUUUCCCUGAGAGUCUCUCGUCACUUCACUGAGUGGGCAUAAUGUUGACCCUGAUCUAAACCCAUCAGCAACCCAUCCCUACCUCCCCCCCCACUCCCUUUCCCACCUCCACCAUGACCAGUCUGAAGCGUUCUCAGACAGAGCGCUCGGUCGGGGGCUCAGUGCCAGCGUCUGAUGAGUUCUACACCCGCCGCCUGAGACUGCCCAAUGGAGGGGCCCCGCCCCCCCGCAGUGAGAGCGCCCACAUCUCCUCUUCCUCCACUACCGGCACCAACCCGGCCGUACCGAAAAUGGGGGUUCGGGCUCGUGUGGCUGAUUGGCCGCCAAGAAAAGACGGGGGAGGAGGCGGUGGUGGUGGGGGAGGAGGAGGAAGAGGAAGUAGUGGGAGCGGUAGUGGUAGUGGUAGUGGUGGCAGUGGCAGUGGCAGUGGAGAAAGAGGGGGAUCCGCAGUAACAGCCCACAGCCAUCUGUCAGCCAAGCUGGGCCACCUGAUAAGCCCGCAGGACUCAUCCAUGCUGCGCAACAUCCACAACACCCUGAAGAACAAGAUGCACAGCAAGGGGAAGGACAACCGCUUCCUGUCACCGGAUGGAUACCUGGGGUCUCCUCGCAAAGGCAUGAGGCGCAUCCGUCAGCGCAGUAACAGCGACAUCACCAUCAGCGAGCUGGAUGUGGACGGCAACGAGGGCUGGUCCUUCUCCGGGUGGACCCCCAUGCACCGAGAGUAUGGCAGCACUUCGUCUAUAGAUAAACACGGGGUGUCAGGGGAGAGCUUCUUUGACAUGCUCAAGGGAUACCAGUCCUUCGAGGCCCCUGAUCAGAGAAGCCCAGCCCCAGAGAAGCUAUCAGAGCUGCUUACCGUGGCCCCAACGAAACAGGCGGUCCUGGACCUGCCUGAUGGUGCUUUAAGUUCAGCAAGAGGCAGUCCUGCCAGUCGGUUGAAGGAGCGAGAGAAGCACUUAAAGAGGAGGUCAAAGUCGGAGACAGGUGGAGAAUCAAUAUUCCGUAAACUGCGCAGCGUGAAGGUGGAGGGGGACUCGUCUCGGGCUGGAUCAGAUGCUGAAGAUGGGGGCAAAGCAGAUGAGAGCAGCCCACCUCCCAAACCUUGGGCGUGCCAAAAAGGCUUUGCCCAUUUUGAUAUCCAGUCUUUACUUUUUGACCUCAAUGAGGCAAUCCACAGCAGGCAGUCUGGGUCCAAGCGUAAGAACACUACUACCGGUGCCUCGGCUGCUGCUGCUGCCUCCGCUUCAGCCACAUCCUCCCUCUCGUCCAAUCAGAGCGGAAUAUAUGGUUCACCAUGUGGCUCACAAGAGGAGCUGAGCAAGGAGGGGGCCGGAGGACACGGCACCAACCCUGCCUUGGACCCCGGGGACGACAAGACCAAUGACCUGGUGCUCAGCUGCCCUUGUUUCAGAAAUGAGAUUGGUGGAGAGGGAGAGAGGAACAUCUCUUCUGCUAAACAGCCGGGCAGCAUAGGUAGUGGUGAGACCUCGAGCAGUUCUUCAGUCAGUACAGAGGAAGGACCCUUGGAUGCCACCCUAACUACUCACUUUACCAACGCUGGUGUGGCUGUGUUGGAGGCUGGCAAGGACGGGCCAGGCCAACAUGCUGACAGGUCCAAACGUUACAUCGUGGAACAUGUUGACCUCGGCACCUAUUACUACCGAAAGUUCUUCUACCUCAGAGAACACUGGAACUAUCUGGGGGUGGAUGAGAACCUGGGCCCGGUCGCAGUGAGUCUGAGGAGGGAGAAGUUGGACGAACACAAGGACCACGGCCAGCAAUACAACUACAGGGUCAUCUUCAGAAUGAGCGAGCUGAAUACCCUGAGGGGCUCCAUCCUGGAAGAUGCAGUACCCUCCACGUCCAAACACGGUCUGGGCCGGGGUCUGCCCCUCAAAGAGGUGCUGGAGUACCUGGUGCCCGAGCUCAACGUCCACUGCCUGCGCCUCGCUCUCAACACGCCCAAAGUCACGGAGCAGCUGAUGAAGCUGGACGAGCAGGGGUUGAGUUUCCAGCGGAAAGUGGGGCUGAUGUACUGCAUGGCCGGCCAGAGCAGCGAGGAGGAAAUGUACAACAAUGAGUCAGCUGGUCCUGCGCUGGAGGAGUUCCUUCAUCUGCUGGGGGAGAGGGUCCGGCUCAAAGGCUUCAGCAAGUACCGGGCCCAGCUGGACGCCAAGA